Molecule: messenger RNA, 1175 nt
Organism: Gadus morhua (Atlantic cod)
Lineage: Eukaryota; Metazoa; Chordata; Actinopteri; Gadiformes; Gadidae
Gene: vps26c
Product: VPS26 endosomal protein sorting factor C
Exons: 8
Coding region: 116-1009 (297 amino acids)
Biological process (GO): intracellular protein transport
Source: RefSeq, a predicted model, not a curated record
UGACUCCUGUAGUUGUGUGUGAAUUGACUCAGGAAUCCUGCAUUAGGUAUCAGAGUCAUAUUUACUAAUAUCAGAGUUAAUAGUAGGCUACAUUGUAAACGGUAAGUAGUCAAUAAUGAGCAUCACUUUGGAUAUACGUCUCAAAAGAGCCAACAAAGUUUACCAUGAAGGGGAGGUCCUUGCGGGUGUGGUAGUGCUGGCCAGCAAAGAGGCGGUCCAACACCAGGGCAUCUCCCUCACCAUGGAGGGCGUGGUCAACCUCCAGCUCAGCUCCAAGAGCGUGGGCGUCUUCGAGGCCUUCUACAACUCCGUCAAGCCCAUUCAACUGAUCAACUCCAACAUCGAGGUGGCAAAAGCUGGCAGGAUUCCCGGAGGCAAGACGGAGAUCCCCUUUGAGUUCCCCCUGAGUACCAAGGGUAACAAGGUUCUGUACGAGACGUACCACGGCGUGUUUGUCAACAUUCAGUACAUCCUGCGCUGCGACAUGAAACGCUCGCUGCUGGCCAAAGACUUGAGCCGAACGUUUGAGUUCAUGGUGCACUGCCAGCCACAGAAAGCCAAGUUGGUGGCCAUGUCUGUAGACUUCACCAUCACCCCAGAGACCCUGCAGAACGUCCAGGAGAGGAGUCUGCUGCCUCGGUUCCAGAUCAGGGGUCACCUGAACGCCACCAACUGUGUGAUCACCGAGCCGCUCACUGGGGAGCUGAUGGUGGAGAACUCGCAGGUGGCCAUCAAGAGCAUCGAGCUGCAGCUGGUCCGAGUGGAGACCUGCGGCUGCGCUGAAGGGUACGCGCGAGACGCCACAGAGAUCCAGAACAUCCAGAUUGCGGAGGGCGACGUCUGCCACGGACUGUCCAUCCCCAUCUACAUGGUAUUCCCCCGGCUCUUCACCUGUCCAACCCUGGAGACCACGAACUUCAAAGUGGAAUUUGAGGUCAACGUGGUGAUCGUCCUCCAUGACGACCACCUGAUUACUGAGAACUUUCCACUGAAGUUGUGCAGAGUUUGACAUGCAAAUCUUUCUGCCGAUGAGACCUGCCUGGCUUCAGAUAAAAGGACCAAUGCAUCAGUCAUUAAUGCUUUGGACAUGUCACCCUAUCAACUCUGGAUUUGUCCUGUUAUCUUCAAUAUAACAUGUUUCAACAUUUUGUUUAAUAAAUGAUAACUUAAAAGCA